AAGUGGAAUUUGCUAUCUAACAUUGAAGAACCUGUAUAUCUCAACUAGGGACUCACUAAUGUACAUCACAAAUUCAGUCAUUGGCUUUGUGAAGGAUUUUGGCCCUACCAUUUGGAAAUAUGUCAAGUAUCAGAUCUAUCCCAAGGAUUAUAUAUGCCAUUUUGAAGCAAUGCAAAAGAAGCUAGAAGACCGAGUAAAUGACGUUGAGGCAGAAUUAGAGACGCAACUUAACCAGCCUGGAAAGAAGGCAAGGAACGAAGUUGAUGCUUGGCGUGAGGAAGCACACAAAGAAACUACUGUGAAGGUUGAAGAUCUGAUCUGCAAAGGAGGUUGUUUCACAUUUAUUUGCUCAUCAAGAAAGCUUGAUGAAAAGACUCGAGCACUGAACGAAGGAAUAUUUAGGGACGGAGAAAAAUACACUAAUGGUGGUGCGAGUUUGGUAAUAGAAGAUCACUCAAUCCAAUAUUGUGUGAGUGUAUUCGAAGAGAAGCAAAAGCAGUUGAAGUACCAAAAGGAAAAAAUUGAGGCAAAUUUGAAGACUCAGCUUAAGCAACCUGGAAAGAUUGCCUGGAAGGAAGUUGAAGACUGGUUGGAGAAAGUAAGCCAACAAAUUGCCAUGAAGGUUGAAGAUCUAAUCAGCCAAGGGGAAUGUUCCUCAUCAACCAACCUCGAGGAAAAGAUUGAAGAAUUGAAGCGAAUACUUGAGAAAGGAAAAGAAUUCACUAAUGAUGUUGUCAGUUUGGUCGUAGAUGAUCACUCAAGAAAAGGAGUUGCACUACUCACUGAAAAAUGCAUUGCACGGGAUGACGUGAAAGAUAAAAUCUUGCAAUUGUUGAGGGGAGACAAGGUUAAAAGGAUAGCAGUAUGUGGAAUGGGUGGCGUGGGCAAGACAACAAUCAUGAAGCAAGUCCACAACCAACUAUUGAAAGAACCCAAAUUUGAUAAAGUUAUUUGGGUUAAAGUAUCAAAGGACUUUGAUAUUGUUGUUCAACAAAAAAAUCAAUUUGAUAUUCUCAAGUUUCAGAAGAGCAUUGCAAGAAAAUUGAGAUUAGAUUUGAAGAAUGGAGAUCAAGAUGCAAUAGAGCUUGCAGGACUGAUAUCAGAUAUAUUGCAACAAGGUAGUUGUGUGUUAAUUCUAGAUGAUGUGUGGGAGCCUUUUUCUCCAGAAGAUGUUGGAAUCCCUGAUCUAGUUGGAAAUAAUGGUUGCAAGUUAGUGCUCACAACACGGUUGCAACAAAAGGUUGCUCGUGCAAUGGAGUGUGAGGUGAUCCAAGUGAAGCCUCUUAUAGAUGAAGAAGCCUUGAAAUUAUUCUUGGAUAAAUUUGGAAGUGCCGUGCUAUCCUAUCCUAGAUUCAAAAGUGAUAUUGAGCCAUUUUUGAAACAAAUUUUGAAGAAAUGUAAUGGUCUACCUCUUGCUAUUAGGGUAGUGGCAAAGACCAUGAGAGGAAAAUUUGAUCGUUACUCAUGGGAGAUUGCAGGUAGAGAAUUGAGCAAAUCUGAAGAAAUUAUUGAUCGUUUGAAAUUCAGUUAUGAUCACUUGGAAGAACAAUACAAGAAGUGUUUCUUAUACCUUGCAUUGUAUCCUGAGGAUCAUGAAAUCUCAAAAGAGGAGUUGAUUGAGUUUUGGAUUGAGGAGGGAUUUAUAAUAGAUGAAAGGGGAUCUCGGGAUUUAAUGAUUUGUGAGGGCCAUGUUAUUUUGGAGAAGUUGAUAGACAAUUGCAUGUUAGAAUUGGUUGAAAAUAAAUACAAAAAAGGUUGGGUGAGUGUGCAAGAAUUGGCUAAAAGAAGAUACAAAGAAGAUUGUGUGAGUAUGCAUGAUAUUCUCCGAGAAAUGGUAUUGAAUAUCAGUCCUCAAUUCAUGGUGAAAGCUGGCAUGGCUUUGGAAGAGCUACCAGAGGAGCAUGAAUGGAGAGAAGAUCUUUUGAAAGUUUCUCUAAUGAAUAAUAGCAUAAGAGAAAUUCCUUCAAGCAUGUUGUCUCCUAAGUGUCCAAUGCUCACAACCUUGUUGCUGUCCAAUAACAGUAUUACAACAAUUCCAGAAGCUUUUUUUGAUCAGAUGCUUGGGCUGAAGAUCCUUGAUCUUUCCAAUAAUGAGUGCCUAGGUAGGUUGCCGAGUUCUGUUUCCAAAUUGGAGAAUCUUACUACACUACUACUGGAGAAUUGUGAGUCCUUAAAAGAGGUACCAUCUUUGUCCAACAUUGGAGGCUUAAAAAAGUUAAACCUUUUUGGAACAUCAAUUGAAGAACUACCCCAAGGCCUCAACAUGUUAACCAAUGUAAAAUAUCUUUCGCUUGGUGGAAGAUUAUCUGAAAUACCUGAUGGACUGCUACGAAAUCUCUCCAAACUUCAAUAUUUAGGAGUAGAUUGGAGUAUAGCACUGAAAUGGGAAGAGAUUGGAAGAUUGAGGAAGGUGGAAUCUCUUGAUGGCCGGUUCUCUACGGUGGAUAAUAUGAGCCUCUUUGUCAAGUCUGAAAGAAAGUUUCCAAAUCGGUAUAGAAUUUUUGUUGGAAGUUACAAUGAAAAUGAUGAAUACAAUUAUAACAAAACCUUUUUAGAUGCUAAGAAAUUAAUUGUAUGCUGUCAUAUUGAUAUCUGUGGGGAGCCUAAUUGGUUACCACCUGAUGCACAAGGCUUCUACAUCUGGGAUUGCAAGGAUGUGAAAAGCUUGAAUGGCAUUUCUGGCUUUCAAGAUGCAACCGACUUGCGGCAUUGCACCGUUGAUAAAUGUGAUGGCAUGGAGUUUGUGGUUUCCUCGUGCUGCUUAAAGCCGCUUCAAAACCUAGAGUCGUUGUACCUUUAUGAUUUGCCUAACUUGAAUGCGGUGUUUGGAGAAGUAGGAGCAGUUGCUAAGUCAGUGCCAUUGCCAGCCGGUACUUUUUCUUCUCUUCAAAAAAUUAGUGUUUGGAGAUGUGGAAAGAUAAAAAAGUUAUUACCACUUAGGUUGUUGCGGUAUCUCCAGAAUCUACAUACUAUUAAGGUUAGAUGGUGUUAUCAAAUUGAGGAGAUAAUAUGGUCCGAAUAUGAAGGAGAAGAAAAAGCCUUAGAAAAACUCACUCUACCCAAGUUACAAAGGUUGAAAUUGUAUUGUUUGCCCGCAUUGAAGAGCAUCUGCAGUAGUUCCAGUACUGUUUUGAUCUGUGAUUCCAUCAAAAGGAUUGAAAUUAAGGUGAGCUACAAAAUAGAAAGUGUUUUUUGGUCGGGGUUCAACCCAAUUCCAACCCUUGAGUAUCUUGAGGUUUGGUAUUUAGGGAAUCUGAAAUCCGUGUUUGAUGAAGAAGCUCUCAGUUUAUCGACCUCUCCCACCACUUUUUUCUCUCUUAAAACAAUUGAUGUGUGUGGGUGCCCUGAUUUAAUGAAAGUAUUCUCAUCUGGAUGUCUGCUUGGCUCCUUCCAAUCUCUAGAGACUAUUAAAGUUAGAGACUGUGACCAAAUGGAGGAGCUGAUAUCAUCAUCGACCAACGAGGAAAAAAAUGCCCUAGAAAAAAUCACUCUACCCAAUUUACAAAGGUUGGAAUUGAAGAAGUUGCCCAAAUUGAAGAGCAUCUGUAGCAAUUCUAGUGUGUUGAUUUGUAAUUCCAUCAAGAGUUUGGAGAUGGGCGAUUGUGAGAAGCUAAAGAGGAUUCCUCUGCAUCUUUCGUCACUUGACAAUGGCCAGCCUCCUUCCUUGAAACAAAUUCAGGUAGACACAAAAGAAUGCUGGGAAUCAUUGGAAUGGGACCAAUCCAAUGCAAAGGAUGUCCUUCUACCUUUUGUAAAUUUCCGUUGGAUGGGCUAAGAAGCAACGGAGUGCAGGCUCUUUGGUAAUUGGGCGGUGCAAAUGUAAGCCUUUUUAGCUUCAAUUUGCUAUUUUUGAUUCUGAUUCUUAUUCAACUUAGUAGGAGUUUUCAUUUUUUAUGCUUCCUCCUUCCUUUCUAUCUCAACAAAUCUCUUUCUCUCACUCCUGUCUUUUCUUUUCAAUGUCUUUUGUUUCUUCUCCCCAUUGGCAGCAAAGCUGGAGUUGGACUCUGUUACCACAAGAAAGCUGGAGGAAAUCACAAUUGCUUGCAUCUGUUGUUGUUGGAUUUUCAAUUUAACAUACAUAGGCUUGAUAUAUAUAUAUAUAUAUAUAUUGGUGUGUUGUGAUUUUAAAUAUGUCAAAUUCUAAUUGGAAAUGUUUGUUUCUUUAUUUGUGUAAUUUUAUAUUUUAAUCCUUUGUGGAAGGAUCUGUCUUGUUUCCCAUGUUAUGUCUUUCUCUGCGUCUGCAUCUUUGCUUUUAUUGUAAUAAGCAUUUUACCUAAAA
Rubroshorea leprosula is the source of this 4279-nucleotide messenger RNA. The record is from the annotation of a GenBank genome assembly. NCBI's taxonomy places the organism in Eukaryota, Viridiplantae, Streptophyta, Magnoliopsida, Malvales, Dipterocarpaceae.